Gastrolobium bilobum is the source of this 2958-nucleotide messenger RNA. RefSeq lists its product as uncharacterized. Bases 850 to 2526 code for a protein of 558 amino acids. NCBI's taxonomy places the organism in Eukaryota, Viridiplantae, Streptophyta, Magnoliopsida, Fabales, Fabaceae. The transcript has 9 exons. The record is from RefSeq and is a predicted model, not a curated record.
UUUUUGAAACUUUUACAAACUCACUCUCUUUUUCACAAGCAAUCCCUGAGAGGAAAAAAAGAAAAGCUAAGGUUUUCUCCUUCUUCAAAGCCCAAUAUUCUCUUCCCCUGUUGGAACCCCUUUUGGUCAUUCUCUGUCGGUGCUCCAAUACCUCAACCUUGAUCUUCUUCACCCCAACUUCUCAAAUGGCUCUGCCACUCAAAUUUCUAGGGUUUCAAAGGUUACUGGGUCACCUUCAAGUUCGUUCCUUUGAUGGGUUUUUGCCCUCUAUUGCAGUGCUGGGUCUUAAACUGGUUAAAGGGUCAAGCUUGCUAGUGCUGUAGUUUUAGUGGGGGCGUGGAAAAAGAGGAGAGGAUUGCAUUGUGUUUGUCAAAAAGGGAGGAUUUUUAUGUACUUGUUUAAUUAUUGCUUUGUGUUUUUUUGUUUUGGGGGGCUUUUGUGAACAGUAAUUGCUUUUUGGGAAGCUUAUUUCGGAAGCAAUUUACCCCUUUUGAACGUGAUUGUAUUUAGUGCUAUCAUGGACUCACACAAUGUUCUCUUUUGAUCUUAUCAAUAGUGGGGUUUUGGUUUUAUUGUUUUUUUCCCACCCCUCUUCUUUCUCUUUUUGGAUUGGGAGCCAUUAUACAUGUGAAACCCGUGAAUUUGGCUCUGUUAUGUAGGGUGUUGGAGUAGCAGGCCUUAUUUAUUUUGAUCUCUUUUAUUGGUAGCAUUGAUGAUUUAGCAUCACAAUCGUUGGCAAUGGUGAUAGGUAUCAAUAGCAUUAGCAACUUGUUUAGGAUGAUGUUUUAGCUCCACUCAUAGGAGUGAAGUUUCAGCUAGUUUUUUGGGGAAUCUGAAGAGGCUUUGGUGAUGGAGGACAUAGGGUUAUUCAAGCAAGGUUGGCAAUGGCUUCGGUCACAGAAGGAUGGAUGCUGGCGGGUUCGAACUGUGGUGACAUGUUGCAGAGACAGAACUGCUAUGUUCAUUGAGCGGCAUUGGCCUAUGGUGUGUAAUGGGUGCUCCAAAUUGGGGAGCUUACUAAGGUUAUCAUUGGUUUAUUGGAAAGACUCUGCUUUAAGGGGCUUUCAGUCCUUCAUUAGGUUUGGUUCAGUGAUGCUUCUGCUUAUAAUGUGGAGCUGCUUUCUUAGCUUGACUUCGAUGUAUUGCUUGGCUUACGUGCUUGUUAGUAUGGGUGUUGCUGGAGUUGCUGUCCAAUACUUGGGUUAUACUCCUGGGCUUUUUAUUGUAGGGCUUUUUGCCAUCCUUAUUUUGUGGAUGUAUGCUAACUUCUGGAUAACUGGAACAUUACUCAUAGUUGGAGGUUAUUUAUUCUCCCUCUCCCUGAAUCAUGCACGGUUGGUGGCAUUAGUCGGAUCUAUAUAUGCUCUAUAUUGUGUUCAAGUACGAGUGGGAUGGCUGGGUGUUUUUCUUGCUAUAAACCUUGCAUUCCUCUCUAAUGACAUUUUGAAUUUUCUGCUCCAAUGGUUUGAUAAUGUAAGUGAAAGUUCGCAUUCUGAAGAGCAGAAGCAAUCAGAACCAGUUGUGGAGGAUGAGUUCUCUGAAGAGUGUGAAUAUCCUAUCCCUGCUGAUGAAUCUGAGAAUUUGCAUUCAUGUAAAUCAUCCAGUAAACCUGCUGUUACCACAUCAGUUGUUGAUAACAAGAAAGAACUUUCUGUUAACAAAGUUGUUAGAGAGCAAACAAGUUCAAUUGAUGAAAUGAGAAGGAUAAUGAAAAGUCUGGAUCAUUAUGAAGCCCUUGGAUUUACCCGCCACAAGAAGAUUGAUGCAGCAGUUUUGAAAAAGGAAUACAGGAAAAAGGCUAUGCUUGUGCAUCCUGAUAAAAAUAUGGGCAGUUCGAUGGCAAGUGAGUCGUUUAAGAAGCUACAAUGUGCAUAUGAGGUUCUUUCUGACUCUGUGAAGAAGCGAGACUAUGAUGAGCAAUUAAGAAAAGAAGAAUCCAUGGCUAAAAGUGUCUGCCAGAAAUCCCAUGGUAGUUCACAUCAGGAUAAUCCUGAUUAUCGUUCUGAAGAUUCCAGACGUAUACAGUGUACCAAGUGUGGGAAUUCACAUAUUUGGGUAUGCACUAACAGGAGUAAGGCCAAAGCAAGAUGGUGUCAGGAUUGCUGUCAGUUUCAUCAAGCCAAGGAUGGGGAUGGAUGGGUCGAAUAUAAAGGUUCUUUGGUUUUUGACAGGCCUCAAAAGGUGGAGAUUCCGCGUGCUUUUGUUUGUGCAGAGAGCAAAAUUUUUGAUGUGUCAGAAUGGGCUAUAUGUCAGGGAAUGGCUUGUAGGCCUAACACGCAUCGACCGACCUUCCAUGUAAACAUGGUUGGCUUGGAGAAAAGCCAACGUUGCAAUUCAAGUAGAUUCCCAUGGGAUUUGGAUGCUGAAAUGAUGAUGGAUGAAGAUGAAGAGGCAUUUGACCUGUGGCUUCAGCAGGCUCUGGCAUCUGGUCUCUUUUGUGAGACUUCCAAACGCAGGAAGAGUUGGAGUCCAUUCAAAUUGCCUCAAAAGAAAGGGAAGAAGCAAUGGAGAAGAACAUCAUGCUGAAGCUGAAGGGAAAAAUCCAUAUUUCAUUGCCUAUCCCUAAGGGAUUGAUGGUCUAAACAUUUUCUAGAAAAGAAAAGUGAUGGUUUUCUGAGAUCAAAACAAGGAGGAAUGGCUAGCAACACUCAGAACAAGGUGCCUUAUCAAAGAUAGAUGAGAGUUGUGGGUUAAAUUAUCAGAGCCAGGGUUUACAAGUAGCUUAAACACAUUCCAUAUUCUUAAUAUACUAAGUGAUUAAAAGUGCAAAAACCUUGGUUUCUAGGGGUUGCCCUUAUUGCUCAUCUGGUAUUUCAGGUUUACAGAAACUAGCUUGAACUGGUUGACGUUGAUCUAUGGCUUAGUGUAUUCUUGUUCUUAUAUUAGGAGGUGGUCAGGGACUACUUUUGGUCCUUUGUACAUACAUGCUAAUAAAAAUUUCUCAUCUGGUUUUAUGAC